Molecule: messenger RNA, 360 nt
Organism: Clunio marinus
Lineage: Eukaryota; Metazoa; Arthropoda; Insecta; Diptera; Chironomidae
Source: the annotation of a GenBank genome assembly
AUGGCGGCUUUGAAACCAAAAUCUGAAUUAACUCCUGAAGAACUUCAAAAGUUGGAAGAGGAAGAAUUCAACACAGGACCCCUUUCAGUUCUUACUCAAUCAGUGAAAAAUAACACUCAAGUUCUUAUUAAUUGUCGGAACAAUAAGAAAUUGCUUGGUCGUGUAAAAGCUUUUGAUCGUCAUUGCAACAUGGUGUUAGAGAAUGUGAAGGAAAUGUGGACGGAAGUUCCUCGCACUGGAAAAGGGAAGAAAAAGGUAAAACCUGUCAACAAAGAUCGAUUCAUCAGUAAAAUGUUCUUAAGAGGAGACUCUGUCGUCUUGGUUUUAAGAAAUCCAGCAGCUGCCGGACCAACCAAUUAA